Messenger RNA from Hyaloscypha bicolor E, 564 nucleotides. RefSeq names its product HET-domain-containing protein. NCBI's taxonomy places the organism in Eukaryota, Fungi, Ascomycota, Leotiomycetes, Helotiales, Hyaloscyphaceae. The record is from RefSeq and is a predicted model, not a curated record. The transcript has a single exon. The annotation marks the transcript as partial.
AUGGAGGACCAAAGAUUCGAAUACAACAUCUUGAAUGGGGAUAUUAAAGAAAUCAGACUCGUCGCACUCCAGCCUUGUCCAGACCCAACAGCCGCAAUCGAGUGCAAGAUCCUGAAUGCAAUUCUGUAUGAUCGACCACAUUACGAAGCUCUCUCCUACAUGUGGGGAGACGAAGCCGAUCCUCAAACCAUCAAGAUUGAGGGGAAAGCAUACCAGAUUCGUCGGAAUCUCUGGCUCGCACUCAAUCAACUUCGUCUCGCAGAAGAAGAAAGAAUAUUAUGGGUUGAUGCUGUCUGCAUUAACCAAGAUAAUAUCGCGGAGCGCAAUCAUCAAGUUGGUUUCAUGAGCUCGAUUUAUCGCCAAGCCCAUUGUGUGAUUGCCUGGCUCGGGCCUGAGACAGAGACUAGCCAUCAUGCCAUGUCGUUUCUCAACCAGAUAUACGAGGGAUCGGUGCCAGUAGCAGAAUGUGAUAGUCUUCGGUUCAAGGAAAAGUGGGCUGCAAUUAAGAAUUUAUGUGAGAUGCCCUAUUGGGGACGGCUUUGGAUCAUUCAAGAAGUCGUGCUG